Pseudozyma hubeiensis SY62 is the source of this 2244-nucleotide messenger RNA. RefSeq names its product pyranose dehydrogenase. Gene Ontology annotation, molecular function: oxidoreductase activity, acting on CH-OH group of donors; flavin adenine dinucleotide binding. Lineage: Eukaryota; Fungi; Basidiomycota; Ustilaginomycetes; Ustilaginales; Ustilaginaceae. Bases 1 to 2244 code for a protein of 747 amino acids. The record is from RefSeq and is a predicted model, not a curated record. The transcript has 3 exons.
AUGGGCUUUCGCAAUUGCGACAUCGCAAAGCAGGGAUCCAAACACCUAGCUGUGUCUUCGACAAAUCAAUCGAUCGGCCAUCCUGAGUUGCCCGAUCGAUAUACUUGUCGCUUCUUGACGUACACUGGAAAGGAGUGGACCUCUCGCGACAGCGGCGAAUUCGGCGUUCCCAUCAGCCCCGCUUUGACCGACCGACGAGCCCAGGACACCGACGCCGCAUCGACCGAAACCCGCCAGUCCGGAAAAAUUGGCUUCUUUGCGUUCGCAUUGGCGGACUGGAGUGCUUUUCGGGGUCGUCGUACAGUCACCAAUGGAUUCCUCAAGACGAAGCUCGAUCUAGCAAAAACAGCAGGUGACACAGUGGGGCGGAACCGGGCCGGUGAGCAGGCCAUGGAAGUCGGGGACGUUUCAGGUAUCGUCACCGAUGCAAACAGCAUCUCGAACAACGCCUACGACUACAUCAUCGUCGGUGGUGGUCUAUCCGGCCUGACCGUUGCCAAUCGACUCUCCUCCAACUCUUCCGUCAAAGUCCUCGUCAUCGAAGCCGGAAAUGACGAUCGCAAUAAUGCCGACGUUUACGACGUCGACAACUACGGCAGGGCCUUCAGCACUGACAUGACGUUCCACUUCGACACGGUACCGCAAGUCGGAGGACACGCAAAGACACCGUUGGGUGGACGAACUUUGGGAGGAAGUACGAGUAUUAACGGAGCUGCGUGGAAUCGUGCUUCCAAAGCGCAGUACGAUGCGUUGGGGAGCUUGGUGAAUUCCACGGAUGGAGGGUGGAGUUGGGAUGGAUUGUUGGGGUAUAUGAAGAAGAGUGAGAAGUUUGUGGCGCCGAACCAGGAUCAACAGAACUUGGGAGCGAGGUACGAUGCAAGCGUUCACGGGACGAGUGGGCCGCUGGAGAUUGCUUUUUCGCAGAUCCGCAAUACGAACGGCAGAAGGAGUACGGGAGGAGCCACGUCGCAGUGGAAACGAAUGUACACGGGUCCGCAGCAGGCCGCUUUCAUCAAGGCUGUCGGUGAAACGCUCGGUGUACAGCAUGUGGACGAUCAGUGUUCCGGUCAAGCCAAUUCGGUCGCCUACACGCCCAACUCGAUCGGCGUCAACGGUCGACGCACGUCGUCCGCUUCUGCCUACUACACUCCCGUGCAGAACAGGGACAACCUCACCAUCCUCACCGGGACCAUGGCAAAGAAUCUGCUCUGGGAUGCAGCCACGUCCAGCAACGCUCUUCGCAGCUCAGGUGUGGUGGUUCAGCAAGGUCACGACGGUACCCAGAUCCGUCUGGUUGCCAACAAGGAGGUCAUCUUGGCGGCUGGAGCGCUCAACACCCCCGUGCUGCUCCAACGUUCCGGCGUCGGUGCCAAAUCCGACCUGAAUGCCAUCGGUGUCGAUCAGAAAGUGGAUCUUGCCGGAGUCGGAAAGAACCUUCAGGAUCAAUCCAUGACCACCAUCGGCUCCCGCGCCAACGUCGAUUACAGCGGUGGAGGACCCGCCGCAACCAUCGCGAUGCCCAACAUCCAACAGAUCAUGUCCAACGCUACCGAUGUCCGCGCUUACAUCAACUCGAACCUCGACGCUUGGGCUAACCAGUUGCUCUCCCAGGGGCACAUUGCCACCAAAUCCAGCGUUCUUGCCCAAUGGCGUUCGGCCAUCUCGCUGAUCUUCGACCAACAAGCACCGGUGGUCGAGCUGUUCUUCGACACGGGUUACCCGUCGAACUCCUACGGAUUGGACAUCUGGACGCUGCUCCCCUUCAGCCGUGGUUCGAUCCGUGCCACCUCCCAAAACCCAUACGAUGCUGCACGAAUCGAUCCGAACUACUUCGGCCUUCCGAUCGACAUGGACAUGCAAGUGGCAUCCCUGCGAGCCGGGCGCCGGGUGCUCAAGGACUCCAACCUGAGAUCCCUCACGUACAACGGCGAGACCACCCCCGGGUUCUCGCUCAUCCCCGACGGCACCUACUCCGGUCGCUACAGCAGAUGGAGAGACUGGAUCCUGGGAAACACCCCCAACGGUGGAACCGGAUUUGCCGCUGUCAGCCAUCAGCUCGGAACAGCGGCCAUGGCAAGCAGAGCAAACGGCGGUGUCGUCGACACAAAAUUCAAGGUGUACGGAACGAGCAACGUCAGGGUGGUGGACGCCAGUGUAAUGCCCGUCCAGGUUUCGGCUCAUUUGAGCGCCACGCUCUACGGCGUCGCUGAGAAAGCGGCGGAUACGAUCAUCAGUAAUAAGUGA